Molecule: messenger RNA, 382 nt
Organism: Staurois parvus
Lineage: Eukaryota; Metazoa; Chordata; Amphibia; Anura; Ranidae
Source: the annotation of a GenBank genome assembly
AUGUCUCAUUAGGGAGACUUCCCUUUACUUUCUGUCAAGACUCAACAGAAAGGGAGAUUAUAACUUUUCAAUGUGAGGGAAAUCGCACCUUUGACAGUUGUCAUGGGAAUAAGUGUGCCCAAAAGAGGUUUUCUCCUCUAUUACUAUUCUGUUGAAAACUGAAAAUUUUUAAUUUACCCCUUGCUUUCAUCCAGGGGUGAACUGACAACUCAUGGGGCCCCCGGGCAAUAGGGAUCAUGGGGCCCCGGUGUCCUUGCCCAAACUUAAAAAAGCCUAUGAAAAAGGUAUCAGGGGCAUCUCAUGGGGCCCCCUACUGACCCCAGGCCCUUGGGCAGUGCCCGAGUUUCCAAAUGGUCAGUCAGCCCCUGAUUGGAGCACGCCC